Corylus avellana is the source of this 761-nucleotide messenger RNA. The record is from RefSeq and is a predicted model, not a curated record. Lineage: Eukaryota; Viridiplantae; Streptophyta; Magnoliopsida; Fagales; Betulaceae.
UCUCUAACACAACCAAGAGCACCAUAGCCUACCUUUUGUUCCUCACCCUCACCAUUUUGUCUGCCACCUCAGCAACCAAUGAAGUUGAGACACCACUCACCUUAACCUUUUUCAUGCACGACAUACUCGGAGGGUCAAACCCAACAGCUCAAGCCGUGACAGGGAUAGUCAACAACCCAUCCAUCAACGGUCAACUCCCAUUUGCCAAGCCCAACGGGGCAGUCCUUCCAGUCAGCAACGGUGAUAACGGUGUGGUCGACAACAACAACAACAUUCCAUUACUCACCGGCCUCAGUGGGGCCACAACUGCAGUGAUGCAAAACAACGGCGGAUUCGGAAACGUUCCAGUCGUCAACGGCGGUCAACUCCCAUCAGGGAACACUCUCCAGAUGCUCAUGUUCGGCACCAUGACCGUGUUUGACGAUGAGCUGACCGAGGGCCACGAGCUCCGGUCAGGAUUGGUCGGAAAGGCACAAGGAUUCUACGUGGGGAGCUCGGAAGAUGGUACCGGCCAGACCAUGGCAUUUACGGUUAUGUUUGAGAGCGGGCGUUAUGCUGACAGCCUUAGCUUCUUCGGGAUCCAUAGGACUUCCGUGUCAGAGUCGCAGCUGGCAAUCAUGGGCGGAACUGGGAAGUAUGUUAACGCGAAAGGAUUUGCGACGGUUAAGACAUACGAUAUGACCAAUAAUCAGCAUGAGACUGACGGCUUGGAGACGUUGCUGGAGUUCACUGUUUAUGUAACUUACUGAUCAUUUGAUGCG